Messenger RNA from Chelonia mydas (Green sea turtle), 6816 nucleotides. It is a transcript of the gene BRF2, whose product is annotated as BRF2 RNA polymerase III transcription initiation factor subunit. The record is from RefSeq and is a predicted model, not a curated record. The coding region runs from base 173 to 1420 and encodes 415 amino acids. The transcript has 7 exons. Lineage: Eukaryota; Metazoa; Chordata; Testudines; Cheloniidae. Gene Ontology annotation, cellular component: nucleus; transcription preinitiation complex. Gene Ontology annotation, molecular function: TBP-class protein binding; RNA polymerase II general transcription initiation factor activity. Gene Ontology annotation, biological process: transcription preinitiation complex assembly; transcription initiation at RNA polymerase II promoter.
AGUUCGACGGACCGGAUGUGACGGAGGCGAUAGGGCUCUCUCCGCGGCCAGCGUGGGCAGGGUGCAGCGAUCUAAAGUCCCCCCCUCGGCCGUGCGCAGGCGACUACUUCCGUUUGCGGGGGCGGGGGCGGCGGCGGCGGCGGCGGCCUGGGCCCGCGGCGAGGUUUGCAAGAUGUCGGGCCAGAGAAAAUGCCCUGAUUGUGGCUCCUGUGAGAUUGUGGAGGACGCACAUUAUGCUCAGAACCAACUGGUGUGUGCUGCCUGUGGGUUUGUCCUCACCGAGGGGCUCUUGACCACCACUUUCCAAGAUGAAGAACAUUUACAAGAAGUGACGUAUUCACGGAGUACUGGCCAGAAUGAGCAGCUGAGCCGCUGUAAGCUACGAGGGAUCAAGCGUGUCCAGGAUCUCUGCAAAGUCCUCUAUCUCCCAGCUGUGUUUGAAGAGACAGCCCUGUCCUAUUUCCAGCGAGCAAUUGAACACCCUUCCUUCCACUUAGUCAGCUUGGAGAAGAAGGAGAUUCUGGUAGGCUGCUGUGUCUUUGUCACGUGCCGGCAGCGCAACUGGCCCCUGACCAUGGGUACGAUCUGCUCCCUGCUCUACGCAGACAAGGAGUUGUUUGCCAGCGUCUACCUGUGCGUCCUGAAAGAGCUUGAACUGGAUGUGCCAGCCCUGAGCCUGACAGAUCUGGUGAAAACACACCUUAACAGUUUCAAGCUGUUCCAGAGUUCAGCCAGCAUCCCUGCUAAAUUUGUUGAGGACAAGGAAAAGAUGGUUGCCCGAACAAUCCAGAUUGUGGAGCUGGCCAGUGAGACGUGGCUGGUGACAGGUCGGCAUCCCGUUCCCAUCGUCACUGCUGCGGCCUACCUUGCGUGGCAGUCGCUGCAGCCCGUGGGGCGCCUGACAUGCACCUUCCCUCGCUUCUGUAAGCUGGCGGGCACAGACCUACCCCCACCGGCCCACCUGCGGCUGAAGGAGCUUAACGACAUCCUCCUGAGAAUGGCCUCCCAGCUGGCCUGGCUGCGUGUGCUCAAUGUGGACAAAAAGACUGUGGUCAAACACAUUGGGGACCUGCUCCAGCACCGACACUUCCUGCUGAGAAGCUCCUUUAGCUCAGGAGACACUGAGGAUCAAAGUGCCACAGCAGCAGGUGAUGGCUCUGAGUGUUCACCACAAGCUGAAGGGGGCUUGACCCAAGCGGAGGGCUGCCACCCCGGGGGCAAACAGAAAUGCAGCAGUGUACAGAGGCCUUUGCUGCCACCAUGCCUUAUAAACCCCAGGAAGAGACUUCGAACAGUACCUCUGAGUCCUUCAGACCAGGCUAUCACUGGAGAUGAGGCCAUUUCGGACAGCGAAAUAGAGCAAUACCUGCGGAGCCAGGAGGAGAUGCAGGAGCUCAGCAAGGCCCAGGCCUGGCACUGAACUGAGCUCCCAAGAGCAACAUGGACAGAGGAACUAAGAACUGGCCCCCAACUGAAGUAAAGGUAUGAAUUCUACAGCACAGCUGUCUGUGUUGCAGUGCUAGCAGACAUUCUUCCCACUGGAGAAAUAGGAUAACGGGGUCUCUCAAGCGUUCCAUGCUGUGGGAAGGAGUUGUAAGUAAAUGACGACAUGCUCUCCUAGUCUGCUGGGGCAGAAAAUUAAAAUACCAGAAUGACUUGCUAAAUGAGACUUUCCUAGGGAAACUCUUUGAUUUGUUAAAAAUAAUCGUCACAGCUGCCAGAAAUGCCUUCAGGAUCUUCUCUUAGUUAUUUUGUUGAAAUCCAGAUGUUCUCCAGCAUCGUCCCGGUGCAGCCCUUACAAGUGAGUCUAACUUGUCUGUGUACUGAUCGAAGGUGGUGGCAGUAGUGUGGGUAAGUAAUUCUAUUUUGCCUGUCAAUAGAAGCAUUCAGGUUUCUUGCUGUUGUAUCUGGGUAUGACCCUUUCAGCUUGACAGAAAGGCUGUUAAUCUGUGUGGUUUUGGUUAGGACUAAUCCCUUUGCAUUCCCUGCACUAAAAUGUAGGAUUAUUUGAAUGAGGAGGGCCUUGAAUAGGGCAGCCAGCUCAUUUCUCAAGGCUGCUCAGUGGCACACAAACCUUCUAUGAAUUAUUAUAGAGCAAAGUCAGGGUUAUGCAUCCACCUUUGGAAGUGCGGAGGAGAGAGAGAGUACUUUUUUCCUGUCUAAAACAGCGUAACACUUGGUUCAUUUGAGUUCCUUCCAGCGAAGUGCGACCCUGCCAUUUUGUUCCACUAGAGCUCAGCUGCAUUGUUUGUGAUUUACUAGAACUGCCACUUUCAUUUGCUGUUAAGGCUUUUUUCAAAAUGCAGUGCCUGUUUCCCUUGGUGAGCAAUAAACUCCCUGUUUGGGCAUCAUGCUACAAGAUCUAAGUCUUGGGGCCACUGCCCUGGCGACAGAUAGUGGGUUGGGUUGGAUAUCAGAGACAUCCCUAAUAAUACUGUUGGGAAGCUAGCGUUGCCCUCUGCCUAAUAAGGAAAAUAGUUCUGACCUUGGCUGUUAAAUUUAUUAUGUGAAGCUGCUGGAAUUUUGAAUCCUUUCUUUGUAAGAUUAUGGCACCAUUUGUAGAUAUCUAAGUACAGCCAAAUUCAAUAAAAGAAAUGACCUUGCUGUGCUGAAGGGUCUGUCAUUGUAUUAGGGACUAAGGGCCUAGAACAAGCAACGUCACUUCUCAGUAGAUUUGCAAAUCUUUAAUAUAUUAAAACAAAACAUAUCUGCUAGAAACAUUCGGUUUAUAUAAAAAAAAAUGCAACCCCCCCCCCCCCAACCCUUUAAACACAUUUUCUUUGGCACUUUUCCCCCGCUCCCUCCCCCAUGUAUAUUGCAAGAAGCUCUGUUGAUAUGUCAUUUGCUUGUAAUGUAAACAGACAAAAUAAGUGUAAUACAAAGCUUUUAUAAUACUGUCACAGUGCAGCAAGCAUAUAACAAGUUCAGCAUCAGCAUCAGAUUCAAAUUGUAUUAAAUACAAAGCACAUUUAAAAAGUAAUUUGAAUUAGGGGGAAGUCUAACAAGGCUGGGGGAUAUUAGCACUGCUGUGUAAGCCCAUUGGUUUUUCAGCAAUAGAGGGGGUUCAGAAUGGAGAGGAAGAAUCUUUUAAGUGCUUUAUAAUCCAUUAACUCCGGCAUCUUUCCACCCCAAAUCUCUUAGAAAUGGUGUGGACAUGAGUGCUGGCUCCAUGCAUGCCUUCUAGCACUUCAGUCUGUAACUAACCCCUGGGGAGGUAGGUAAGUGUUGAUACCCAUGUUUACAGGGGCACAGAGGUGGUGACUUGCCUUCAGCCACAAACAGGAGUCUGUAUCAGAGCUGGGCUUAGAGUGCAGGAGGUUCCUGGCUUUAGUCCUGUGUCCAAGGCAAUGUGCCCCACUCUUCUAAUCCUCCUUUGAUUUCAAGUGGGACAAAAGCAGCCAAACUAGCAGGAGAACAACUAAGGCACUGGGUCUCCCUGCUGACUAUAGGAACAAGGCUAAAAUUCUCUUCUCAGCUGACCGCUGGUCAAAACUCCUUUUGAAAGGCAAACGGGAAUGAGUGCCAAACAGCAGGACAGAGGAGAAUUCUAAGGGCUGUUUCUUUCUUCAUCCACUGGUUAGGGUAUGAAAUUACUGGGGGUUUGAAUACCCAGUUCAAUGCCUCACAGGCUACAGCUGCUGUUUUCUCCUCGUUACUUCUCACUGUGUUUCGUUAGUGAUAGGCACAUGUGGUGGAAUUGGCAGCAAAUCUGAGCUCAUGCUAACAAAACAGGAACAUGAAACUUAUUGCUGGGCACUAUUUUGAAUAGAAACUUCCUUUUUUUAGGAGACAUUUUUACUGAAGGCUCCUUUUCAACACCAGGCUCUGGGACCUGUCUGUAUUUAUGGUAAGAAGCUGCUUUCUAUUUUACACUAGAAAAAAGGUACUUGACUUUUUGUAUUGGAAAAACAAGUACCAGCCCUUUUAAAAAUUUUGUAGGAAGGCUAAGUUAUAUAGACACUUAACUCCUUCAGUUUUUCUCUGUGUGGCUUGAACAAUUGCCCUACUAGUUAACAAGGUUCUUUUCACUUAAUAAUAGAACAAGCUCUAGACUGGGCAGACUCUGAAUUAUCUAUUUACAUUAAUUUAAAUGUUUUGCUGCAAGAGCAAAACUAAACAUUUUUGAACAUGCUAAAUGGGAUUUAAGGGCAAGUAUCGAUAUCUGUACCUCUGCCCAACUCCUUGGUUCCCUUUUGAGUGGCUAGCACUCCCGCCACACAAGGCAUGAAAAGCUUUCACAGUGAGUGUAACAUACAUAAAAAAUAAUGCCCCUGCUGUUUCAUUGAUGGAAGCCCUUUUGCCUCGCAUGGGUCUUUAACCCAGCUCAAGAGCAGUUUUCCUGCAGUGAUUUUAGUGUCUGUCAUACGCAGACAAUUUACUUUGCUUGGAGCUUUUUCUUAUCUUACCUCUUGUUCAUUUUUAACUAUGGCUUUCACUUUGGUAGCUCAGUAACCCAUAGGGCUAAAUAUACAUUUAAGAACAGUCAGAUCAAAUACUUGUCAUUUCAGUCUCUCUUUCUGAAAAUGUGUUUUGGUAAGGAUGAAACAGACAUCUCGACUGCAGUGUCUUUGCAUGAAGGAACUAGUUCUGGUCUCCUAACCAACACUGGAUGGCAAAAGUAAGUUCUUGCCAAAACUCCUAAGGGGAGACUCACUGCUCAUAGAACACUGAGGCACUUCCAUCAGCUACCAGUCAGUCUAUACAUAUAUACAUACAAUAAUAUAGAUUUGAAAAAUAAACAUUUUCCUUCUGUAUAUUUAUAAAAUAGCAUUUAGAAUCAGUCUCAUGUGACAUGCAGAAGUGAUUAAAAUAAGAUUGCUCCUCAGCAGCCUGAACUGCAGUGAUUGUCUUUCACCUUAAGAUCUUAGUACUCCUGUGUCCUCUGCCCACUGAGAAUUAGAGGAGGCUUGUUGAUGUGCUGUGCUCUGACUCUCUCUCCAUUCCAGCAUCCAGGUGGAACAAGACCCACUGUUACCGGCUGAUUGACAGAGGAAUUAAAACAUUCUGGACAGUACCACCCAGGCUCCUGACUCGGUUUGAAGGUUACAUUCGACCUGCCAGAAGAUGCUUUCAGUUAGCAGUGCCGUUGCCUGAGGAGUAGGAUACUGUAGCUGCCCGGGCCCUUCAGCCCUCUAGACGGUCGUUUCACUCUUCCAGAGGCCAGUCUUCAUGCCAGCCAUGCUCUCUGCACUGGCUGGCCGUGGUGGGGGGCAGCUCUCUGCCUGGUUCUGAGCCACCUGCAGGUUGGUGAGCUUGCAGUGGCCCACGGUGGAGUUGGUGCUGCUGGGUGAGGAAGAGGACUUGAUGGAAUGAGCCACCUCGGGGUUGCAGCCGAUGAAGAUCUGCGAGCCCUCCUCUGCAGCCAUGCCUGGGUGGACAUACGCUUGCAUGGGCAGCGCAUUCCUGUACGAUGGGCAGCAGGCAAACCAGGAGUUCUGCACGUCUUGACGCCGGGCACAGUGGUGGAUGAAGAUAAAGAGCCCCAGUGCUACAGCUGUUAACCCAUAGAGGCAGCUGAAGAGGACAUUCAGGUACCAGCGCUGGGACACGGCCAUGGCCCCAAACGUCCACAGCGCAACGUACAGGAAAUGGGUGAUCAGCAGUACCCAGAACUGCACCUUCAAUGAGUAGACGCCGUCCACAUCAGCACUGUGCGUCCCAGAGUGAAGGGUGACGGAAAUGGAGCCUGAGUCUGUCAAGAGGUUGCUGCUGCCACCCAACCUUGGGGGGGUCUCGAGGGGCACUGGAGGGUCUUUUUGGUUCUUUGACUGGCACCAGAGGUUAACCCCAGUGCACAGGAAGUAAAUCCAAGUGAUGAGCAAAAUGAAAGCCACAGGAACGUAGAAAGCCCCAAGGCUUGGUCUCCACACCAGCCAGCAGCUGUAGGGGAGAGAAGAGCUUAAGAGUCUGCCUUGGCCCUGCCAAUGCUCCAUCUAGUCAUCAACAUCCUGACGGUCAGCCUGUGAAUAUAUCCAGCACUGGGACACUAUUCACAGGAAACUUGAGGCAAGGGAGCCUGAAGGAUUUUAAGCACCCUCAAGAGGAGAAUUUGCUGAUUCCUGAGACGACAAGAAGCAGACCGAGAAGAGAGCUGGAGAACUUGCCCACAGGCCCACCAUGGCAGGGUGAUGGGUAACAGUACGGACUUCCAAAAAGCAGAGUAGAAAUGGGCAGGCUGCACUGAACACUACAGACCUCUGGUGGCUAGACUUUUAUAUCCUACUCCUAGAUGUAUUCUGUGGAGGGAAGGAGCACUUCAGGGCUCCCCCUUGUGCUGGGCACUCUACACCAGGGGCCAGACUGUCCCUGCUCCUGCCAACUUACUGAAGUCAAGAGUGGGAAAAAGGAUGAAUUCGAUCCCUAUUUUACAACAAUCCUAAGGCUGUGGCCCCUAAAAUCUGGUUUGCAUAAGGAAAACAUGCUCCAAUCUAUAAACCAAUACUGAUCCUAGACACCAACUGGAAUAGAAUCCAUAGUGAGGCAGACAAACCCAUUUGCCGUAACUACAGCAUUUAUAGUUAAGGCUACCAUUUUUCAUGGCAGGGAUUGGACAGUGCCUCUCAGGUUUAGUCAGGAAGGGGUCAAAUUAAUGACCACCAAGCACAGCCUGUUCUCCAUACCAAAAUCAACACCGUAGUUAGACCAGCAAGUCAGUCUCUGGUUUCCCAGCUUUCUGGUACCCUUAGUUUGAUUUUUAAAAGAGGACUGCUGAUGCUAAUGUAUGGAUCUGUGCGGUAACCACUCUACCGUGGAAAGAUGAAUGCCGGGUGCAUUACUGUGCAGUGGGGAACAAUAAAGUAGAAUUUGUUUGACUGA